UUGCCCAUUUGACACUUCAGCUUCAGACUUCAUAAACAUAUGAUUAAUGUUUGUAAAUUGAAAGUCCGUUCUUUGUUUUACUCUUAGGUUUUACUUAAUUGUGUUGGAAUUUCAGAAAAUACGCACUUGCCUACGAAAUAAAAAACGUCCGUUUUGCCUUUAUAAUAAUCAUCAUAAUGGAUGACGAUAUUCUCACAACUCUAAAAAUUUUAAUAAUCGGUGAAAGUGGAGUUGGUAAAUCUAGCCUUUUACUACGAUUUACAGAAGAUAAUUUUGAUCCAGAGCAAACGUUAACGAUAGGAGUUGAUUUUAAAACAAAAAAGCUAAAUGUAGAAGGAAACACUGUGAAACUGGCAAUUUGGGAUACAGCUGGUCAGGAACGAUUUAGAACGUUAACACCAUCGUACUACAGAGAUGCACAAGGGGCUAUUCUAGUAUUUGAUGUUGGUAGCCAAGCAACAUUUGCAAAAUUAGAAACAUGGUUAAAUGAACUUGAAACAUACUCAACUAAAAAUAACAUCGUUAAAAUGAUAAUUGGCAAUAAGAUCGAUGUGGACCAUCGGGAGGUUUCGAGAGAACAGGCCAUGGCAUUUGCAAGAAGACACCAAACGUUAUACAUAGAAGCUAGUGCCAAAACUAAACAUGGAGUUCAAGCAGCGUUUGAGGAAUUGGUUCACAAAAUUAUUCAAACACCAGGUUUAUGGGAAUCUUAUGAUGCCGGCAAUAUCCAUGUUGGUACUAAAGAUCAUACAGCUCGAAGUGGAUGUGCUGCCUAUUGCAGCUUAGCAUAAAGUUAAGGUAUCAACAUUAAUGGUGCAUUCGUGUGUUAAUUUUAUACUUCGUUAGAUACAGUAAGUAAAAAACCUGAAAUUAUUUUACAGAAGUAAGUAAUUGAUUGUUAUUCAAUACAUAUAUUUUCUCACACUUGCUGUAGUUCGAGUUACAUAGCGACCACCAAAUCAUAAACAUGUUAAUUUUCUUAUACAAGUUUUCUAGUCAUUUUUGUUACAUACAAUAAUUAUACAAAAAAAUGUCCGAUCAGUUCUCAAUUCAAACUUAUUUUUACAUUGUAUACCUAGUCUUUAAAAAUAACAGGGGUAAUGUAUGUAUUGGCUAUUGCUGAGGAAACAUUUAUAAACAAAUCAAAUGUAUGAUGAAGCUUAGUACAUCUUCUGAGAGCCGGCUGUACUUUCAGAAAUUCUAAUUUCGCUUGAAAAAAUAUGAACUUAAAACCAGUAAAAUGUAAAUAGAAGCUAGUGAACAUUAUCUACAGUACUAUUAUCUAAUUACUUUGUGUGUUAUAAUCCUUUUAAGUGAUUAAAUGUCUAAUUUAUU
This is a messenger RNA of Dendroctonus ponderosae (mountain pine beetle), 1335 nucleotides long. RefSeq names its product ras-related protein Rab-18-B. The coding region runs from base 177 to 791 and encodes 204 amino acids. Gene Ontology annotation, molecular function: GTP binding; GTPase activity. Lineage: Eukaryota; Metazoa; Arthropoda; Insecta; Coleoptera; Curculionidae. The transcript has 4 exons. The record is from RefSeq and is a predicted model, not a curated record.